CAGUGGAGCCUUUCCCCUCCAGGGUCCCUUCUCCACACUGGCCUGGGACCACAGUGACUAGAGUAAUUCCUCUGGACAGCUCUCUGGUGUCCGGUGUGAACUGGGUCUGGGGGUGCUGAUCCAUAGAACCCACCAACCACUAUUGACCACCUCAGCAGAGGGCAAGGAUUGAAUGGGCCAUGGAGACUGAGAGAAGCCUGAACUAGGCAGCCUGGAUUCCCAGCUUCUCUUUAUGUCCUGAGGAGGGGGGGGGGGUGUUUUAAUAAUUGGAACUGGGAGCCUGAUCUCCUGUGUUCCAUUCCCAGCUCUGCCACUGACUUGCUGUGUGACCUUGGCCAAGUCCAUUCACCCCACGGCCCCCUACUGCUGGGCUGGCUGAGGUGUGACCUGGAGGGGUCAGCGGAGGGGAGCUGUUCCCUCUUGCUGAGACUCAUGGGUGCAGGGGAAGACUCCUGCCUUGUUUAAAUAUUAAACCAGUGCAGUCUUGGAGGAGGCGGGGACACCAGCUUCACCUGCCACUUCACGCUGUACCUUGCACCGUCGCCACAGCCAUGAAGCAAAAGCAAGGACUUGAGGAUACCAAGGAGCUAACCCUGAAAUUUGAAUUCAACCCCAAAGAUGGGAUUGAUAACCCAGCCCUGUCACUGGCAGAGGACUCCGAUACAGAAGGUGCAGAGAAGCCACGGUUCUACCUGCUGACCAAGGACAAUGGGGAGAACUUUGGGUCGCUACGUGAGGAGGUGGGGUACAAGGGGCACAUCAUCCGGCAGGUUGUGUGGGGGGGGGAUGGCCCACCGCAGGGCCUGCAGGAUGGGGACCGGAUCCUGGAGGUGAACGGUGAAUAUGUGGACAACAUGGAGCACUUCAGGGUGGUGCAGAAGAUCAAGGCCAGUGGUAACCAGGUGGCUGUUGCAGUCCUAGAUGGCAAUGCCUACGAAGUUGCAAAAGCCCUCGACAAGAACCUGGCAGAGCUGCUGCCAGGCCACACAGGCACCCGGCUCUGCCACGUCGUGAAGGACAAAAGUGGCUUCGGGCUUCACAUUUCAGCUCAAGAAGGUGUGAAGGGCUCGUUCCAGCUGUCCGUCAUGAGACGGCCCAGCAGAUAAAGCGGGUGUCCCUCUGACUCCUGGCUGCUCGAGCUCAACGGGACCAGCGUGAGGAACUACACUUAUGCACGGCUCACCAGGAAGCUCAAGCAGAGUGGCAGCAAAGUGACCCUGCUGGUGAUAGAUGCCAAGUCAGAGGAGUUCUACCGGCUGCAGGGUGUCAGGGUCAUAGCUGCCAUGGCCGAUGCCACACGCUGCCCUUUCAAGGCCAGGAAGCUGCACAUGGUGAAAGGUCCAGACGGCUAUGGUUCCUGCUGAAGGAAGAGAAUGCAGUUCAGGAUGAUGGGCCAGUUUCUGAGUGAGGUGGAUACUGUGCCAGCCGACAGGGCGGGGAUGAGGGAUGGAGAUCGGCUCCUGGCCGUGAAUGGUGAGGGCGUGGAGGGCUGUGCCCAGGAGGUGGUGGACAUGAUCCGCGCCGGCGGCAACCAGGUGACAUUGCUGGUCAUUGAUCCGGAUGGAGAAUUCUACAGCUCGAUUGGGUUGUCCCCACUACUGUUCUGUGAAGAUGGGCACCCGUCAUCGGGCACUCACACCACCCCAGGAUCCCAUCCUAGCAUGCAGGGAAAUGGCAUGCCUGUUGGCACACCCCGCCUCUGCCACCUUGACAUGGGGCCAGAAGGGUACAGAUUCCAGCUGCAGGACUGUCGCCACAAGCCGGGGGUCUUCAUCACACAGGUGGCUGCGGGCAGCGGUGGGAAGCGAGCAGGCCUGAAGGAGGGGGAUGUGGUGAUUGAGGUCAACGGGAGGAACGUGGAGCAGGCGAGCUACGAAAGGGUGCUGGGGAGGAUAAAGGAGAGUGGCCAGAAGCUGACGUUGCUGGUGGUGGAGCAGGAGCAGCUCAGGAGCUACGGGGAGAUGGACCUCACUGUCACAGCUGAUAUGGCAGAGGGCUGCGAUGUUGCUGCCAGCCAUGCCCUGCUGGGUUCUAGCCAGCUCAUCAGUGACGCGUUAGUCAGAACAAAUGCCACAGGCCAGACUCUGCUCUGUUGCUUGGAUGUAAUUGCCUAG
This is a messenger RNA of Chelonoidis abingdonii (Abingdon island giant tortoise), 2114 nucleotides long. The record is from RefSeq and is a predicted model, not a curated record. Lineage: Eukaryota; Metazoa; Chordata; Testudines; Testudinidae.